AUGGCAGGAACGAGCACGAUGAGCGAUAUGGACCUCAACGCUGUCCGCAAACUAGCACAAUCAUACACCACCCACCCUCUCCAUCUCACAGCGCUCCAUGCCUCCUAUCUCGACCGCGCAACCUCCGACCUCCCCACACUCUCCGACUCGCUCAUCUCUCUCCAACCUCUCAAUCCCAGCUUGCUUGAGAGGGACGUCGCGGACCACAAAGACUACUUUACGAAGAUCAAGUUCAAGUACUUGGAGCAGGAGAGCAAGGAGAGAUUCUUGAGGUAUAUCCUGAGAGAGGAUCCGCCUAGCUUAAGAGCGGCACAUAAUAUGCAACUGGAACAAACCAACACUGCACUAAAGACAUCUCUGAAGACAUCCAAGCUAGCGCUCGAAUCCAGCAGCGCACAAGUCCGCACGCUUGCGCCACAAAUCGACGCUCUUCACACUCAAACGCUCGCUGACGCAGCCGAAUCGACCCAAUUAGUGAAAGAGAUCCGAGAUAUGGAGCUCGAGCUCGCCCGUCUGCGAGCACAGCAUCCCCCCGAGUCGCGCAUGACAAUUUCUCGCGCGACGCAGAUUCUGGAUGAGCAGGUGGACACGCUCCAGCAGCUGACAAAGGAGCUCCAUGUCCGGACUCAGGCGCUGGGGCAAAAGAAAGGCGCAUUGCAGGGGAAGGCGAAGGAACUCGAACGGGUUGAACUGGAUAGGAUAGCAGCUGAGGCUAGACUGGGGGAGGCAAAGCGCGCAAGCGAGGGCAGGGACGGGAAUGUCGAGAAGCUUGUGUCUUGGUAUACGAAUGCCAUAGCGGGAUAUAAGGACCUCAUGGGUAUCGUCGGACUUUCCGCACAGACGGAAAAUGAGCUGCGCGUGGUGUACCGCACCCCGCGAGGGGAUCGAACCCUCUGUCUGAUAUUCGAGCCCGGUACAGGCAGGCUCGGGGACGCGAGGGUCUUGGAAGAGAAAUUGGAUAUUACUGAGGCUGUCGAUUUGGCUGUGGCAGGAAAUGACGUGCCGGGACUUGUGAGGCGUGUCCUGGCCCUGCUCAGGAGUGCGAGGACAUAG
This is a messenger RNA of Dacryopinax primogenitus, 1053 nucleotides long. RefSeq lists its product as uncharacterized. Gene Ontology annotation, biological process: kinetochore assembly; attachment of mitotic spindle microtubules to kinetochore; protein localization to kinetochore. The transcript has 5 exons. The coding region runs from base 1 to 1053 and encodes 350 amino acids. Gene Ontology annotation, cellular component: kinetochore. NCBI's taxonomy places the organism in Eukaryota, Fungi, Basidiomycota, Dacrymycetes, Dacrymycetales, Dacrymycetaceae. The record is from RefSeq and is a predicted model, not a curated record.